AUGAAGCGGGAGAGGAAAGAAAACGAAGAACAAGAGACUGGCGGAAUCCAACGGAUCCCGGAGGAAUGCCUGGCGAAGGCCGUCGGCCUGACCUCGCCGGCCGACGCCUGCCGGGCUGCCGCGGUGUCGGCCGCGUUCCGGUCGGCGGCGGACUCAGACGCCAUGUGGGAGCAGUUCCUGCCUCCGGACUGCGACGCCGUCCUGGAGCGAGCCGUCCACCUCGUGGACUCCACCUCCAAGAAGGAUCUCUUCAUGGAACUCAGUGAUGAUCACGUCCUGCUCGACGACGGCAAGAGGAGUUUUGGGCUCCAUCGGUCCACUGGCGCCAAGUGCUACAUGAUGUCAGCAAGCGAGCUGGCAAUCGCUUGGGUUAAAAUCGAUCUUUACUGGAGAGAGAGGUUGGACCCGGAUUCAAGGUUCCCCAUGGUCGCGGAGCUUAUGUCCGUCUGCUGGUUCAGCAUAUUCGGCGUCAUCAAUAGCAGGGAGCUUUCUCCCAGCACCCACUACGCGGCCUACCUCGUCUUCAAGCUUGCUCACGAUGCCUCUGGCCUCAGCUCCCGCAGUCAGAUAUCAUACGUUGAGGUAGGCGGCCAAGUGGUGGGGAGCGCCCGCACGGCGUCUUUCCAUCCAUGCAACCGUGCUUCCUGCAGCGGCGCUGCCAUCGAGGAGGCAUCAUCUUCAACGAUGAACAACAAUUGCGUCGUGAAUCAGCCGCAUGAGCACAAGGAGGAGGAGGAUGAGGAAGGAGGCAUCGUCAGGUACCCGCGCGAGAGGGUCGACGGCUGGCUGGAGCUAGAAAUGGGCGACUUCCACACCGGCACAGGUCAUGACGCGGUCGUGGAUGUUCGCAUGGAACUGCACGAGUUCGAGGAGCUGCAGUGGAAGAAGGGGCUCAUCCUCGAAGGAAUUGAGAUAAGGCCUAAGAAUUAA
Molecule: messenger RNA, 930 nt
Organism: Triticum dicoccoides
Lineage: Eukaryota; Viridiplantae; Streptophyta; Magnoliopsida; Poales; Poaceae
Product: F-box protein PP2-B1-like
Exons: 4
Coding region: 1-930 (309 amino acids)
Molecular function (GO): protein binding
Source: RefSeq, a predicted model, not a curated record